Molecule: messenger RNA, 3162 nt
Organism: Rhodotorula toruloides NP11
Lineage: Eukaryota; Fungi; Basidiomycota; Microbotryomycetes; Sporidiobolales; Sporidiobolaceae
Product: coronin 7
Exons: 13
Coding region: 1-3162 (1053 amino acids)
Molecular function (GO): protein binding
Source: RefSeq, a predicted model, not a curated record
AUGCCUCCGCGCUUCUUCUCUUCGCCGUUCAAGAAUGCCCUCGCGACCCCGGCGAAGGCGAGCGCGAAAGAGUCCUGGUGGUCCGAAAUUCCGGUCACGAACGCUUUACCGUCGGAUGGAUGUGACGGAAUCAGGGCGACGGCGGAGUACUGGCUCGCUUUGGGUUCUGCGUCCGGCUCGCUCGUCGUCCUACCGUACGACCAACAUGGCAAGUUUGGCAUGAAGGCGCCGACGUUGCAGACUGGAUUGAGGGCGAUUACGGCUUUCGAGGUUGACGGGUUCGACCGCUUCCUGGCGGUGGGCGGUGACAACAGACAGAUCAACGUCUUCGAGCUGCCGCCUCGCUCCGCCUUUGACCCCUCGAACCCGUCUGCACAAUCGCCUACUCCCCUUCUUUCCGUCGCAGCCUCGCCCGCCUCAAAACCCGUCGACUGCAUCGCGUUCCACCCGCUCGCCGACUCCAUCUUCCUCUCGACUUCGCACACAAACCUCGCCAUUUGGGACGCUUCCUCGCAGUCGACCUCACCCGUCUUUCAGAUCAGCAUGCCUGCACAAGCUUGGAGUGCUCAAUGGGGCCUAGACGGCAAGCAUGUCACGGCCACGGGCAAGGACGGGAAGCUGAGGAUGUGGGACGUCCGUUCGGGCUCUUCCGACCCUGUCGCCGAGGUUGCGAUUCAUGCUGGACCGAAGGCGACGCGCCAUGCCCACAUUCCUGCUCUCUCGCCAACCGCGGCUCCUCAGAUCCUCACGACCGGCUUUUCCCGCACGCGAGACCGCGAGUAUUCGCUCUUCGACAUCCGCUCCCUCGCUUCGGGCGCGACCAAAACGCAGCGAAUCGACACGGGUACCGGUGUCAUCACGCCUCUUGUCGACGAGAGUCGAGGAAUCGCCUAUCUGGCUGGGAAGGGCGACAUGACGCUGCGAUGGGUCGAGGUUGGCGGACCUGGCGGCGUUACGGAGGGCUCUGCCAGCCUUCCCGUCCCGCUUCUCUCCGCCGCGCUCGCCCCACCCAACACGCUCGAGCUGAUGAAGGCCGAGAUCAAUCGCCUCGUCGUCCUCGCUGGCGGAGGGAACGAUGCGGUCGUUCCUGUCUCCAUCACGGUGCCGCGUAGGCAGUAUCUCGACUUCCAUAGCGACUUGUAUCCCCCCGUCAGCGCACGAGUACCCGCACAAGCGGGCCAGGAAUGGCUCUCGCGCAAGGACGAGGACACGCUCUACCUCGAGAAGCGUCACCUGGAUCCUUCGAAGCCAUGGGUGCUUGGCGAGAAGACGCGGACGUCUGCGGCAAGCCCUGCGGUUCCCAUUGCACGGGCAGCGACGGCAGCCCCCGCCGCGACAUCGCACUCAACCCCGCAGCCAGCUGUGCAGGCGAUGGCGCUAGAAAAGCCUGCUACACCUUCAGUUCCAGGUGUCGCAGCAGCUGCCCCGGCGCCCGCUACAACGGUACCUGCGACAUCUGCACCGACGAGUACGGCAACUAUGAGCGCCUCGCCAGCUACGAGCGCCUCCCUACCUACGCCGUCCGCGCCAGACUCGGCAGCAGCAGCACCUGCCGCCGCCUUCUCGAACCUCUCGCUCAACGGCAAGUCUAGCUCGCCACGUCCAACGUUCGGCUCGUCGGCUGCAAAGACGUCCUCUCCUUCUUUCCAUCCUGCGCCCGAGCCAACUGCGCCGAAAAGUGCGACGACACCUUCGGCCACGCCUCCGACUCGUCCGACUGCAACGCUGGGCGACUCGAUGAAGCCCGACGCCUGGUCUCGCAAGUUCCUCGCAGGUAAGACGCCGCUCAAGCCCGACUACUUCGACGUGCACGACCUCUCCUCGACGAUGGGUAACGAUGUCCAGCUGCUCAAGGCCUCUAGUCUGUACUUCUUCUAUCCGCUCGCAGGCACUGGCGGCCGUCUCGCCUUCCACCCUCUCGCUCGCAAAGGUCGUCUGCCGGUCCACCCAUCUUGCGUCUCGAUCGGCGGCACCAUUACCGACUUUGCUGUCGACCCAUUUGAUCCAACCCGUGUCUUCGUCGCCGGCGACGACAGCUCAAUUCGAGUGUUCUCGCUCCCGUCGGGUCCGGCUGAGUGGAAAGAAGGGGAGGUAUUGACUGAAGCUACGAGGACCCUGACCGACGCCCGCAUGGACCGCAUCUCGGAGCUGCAUCAUCAUCCUGCGGCCAAGGAUCUCCUCCUCUCGAUCUCGGACGACAAGGGAAACCCCGCUGCACGUCUUUGGAACGUCGGAUCGGGCGAGAUGCUCCUGCGAGCCGAGCUGCCCAAAGGAGGAGUCUCGUCCACCGCGUGGUCACCCGACGGGUCGCUUCUUGCCCUAGCGACCAAGAACAAGCAGGUGCACGUCCUCGACCCGCGAGCGGCUACGUCGACUCUCGUUUCGACGGCUGGGCACGAUUCGAUCCGACCCGUGCGGGUCGUCUGGGCGUCCGACAAGCACGUACUCUCCACCGGCUUCAAUCGUGCAGCAUCUCGCGAGCUCAUCUUGUACGACUACGACGGGAGCAAGCUCACGCAGGUCGGCAAGGCGUCUCUCGACAUCUCGCCUGCUCCGCUCUUCCCCUACUUCGACAUCGACACCCGGAUCGCCCUCCUCUACUCUCGCGGCGAUCGGUCCUGCCUCGCCUACGAAGUAAACUUGCAGCCUGCCGCUCCUCACGAAGCGUUCGCCAAACUCCCACAUUUCGAGCACGGGACGCUCCAGUCGGGCUUCGCCUUCUUUCCGAAGACCAGCAACGACAUCAAGGCGGUGGAAAUCGUACGAGCGCUCCGUCUCACGCCCAGUACGGCUGAGGCUGUCAGCUUUACCGUUCCCCGAGCGAAGACCGAGUACUUCCAGGACGAUAUCUUUGUGCCAACUCGCGAUGUGACCAAGCCGAGCAUGACGGCGGAGGAGUAUCUGUCCGGCGCGAACAAGCCGCUGGAGAUUGUCGACGUGCGGCCUGAAGGGAUGAAGCUUCUUUCGGAAGCCCCGGCGCCCGUCAAGAACAUCAGCACCAGGUCCAAGAUCAAGUCCGACGGUCUUACGGACUCGCAACGGGAACAGCAGCAUCUCGACCACCUCUUCCAGACCGCACAGGACGAGGCUGCUUCCGACGAAGAGGAGGUUGAGCCAGUUCGCAGCAAGAACGCCAUCGUGCAGGACGACGAUGAGUGGUGA